AUGGCGAUAGGUCGGAAGGAGGCUUUUGCUUCUAUCGAUGAGGCAGUACUGGAGCAUGGGAAGUCUAUGCGCAGGCAACCGAAUACAUCUGCCGGUGUCGAGGAAAGGCGUAAGCGCGGCUCCUCGGAGGGCACAAAUGCUACGAAGCACAUGAUCAUGGCCGCAAAAGAACCCACCAGCCUUCAAGAGCUGGAGAGGAUUGGAAGAACGUUGGAAUACACUGAUGGCCUCGAUACUUUUCGAUUUCCUACACCUGAGCCGAGAGUACCGUCUCCUCCGCCUACGACGCCGCACAGCGCAACUUUUCCACCGGUACCCCCCUCUUCGUCUCCGUUGAACUAUCCAUCGCCGAAGAUUGGAGUUGCUAUCGGAUCGCCUUCACAAGCGCCACCGAGCUGGGGAAGAUCAUUAACGAUCAACAAUAUAUCUGAUCGGACGGAUCCGCUACCGCCCAGCCGCGCGCCGCCACGACCGCCUCAACCGCAGCGAAGCCACACAGUGGCUUGCGGUCUUGAACAGCCCAAGAAAAAGUCUGGUUGGAAGGUAUUUGGGAGCUUGUUCCGCAGGUCGUCCAGCAGACGGGGUACACAUUGCAUACCGGCACCAGAGCAUGCACAAACACCACCAUCUGCUUGCACUCCACCAAUCCGAGCAUUGGCGUCUUCAGAAGCAACAUCACCGGAGCUACCAUCGCCUCGACCUGUUUCAAGCAUGAGAGGGCACUCGAGAAAAGCGUCCGCAGGUACUGGACAUAUGUGGUCAGCGCAAUCCACACCGACAGACAGGACUUCUCCCAUGCCUAAGCUCAAAUCGAAGAUGAGAUGCAGCCUAACGCCUUCGCCGCGAACAACGCCUACCCGAGCAUCUACAGAUAUGUUCAAGACACCGCCAGAGCGUCACGACUCUGCAGUGGAAAGUCAUAAUGCCAACGUAGCGGGGGCUACCCUCGGAAUGCCGAGGUUGGAUCUUGAUAUCCCCAAAUCAGAGUUUGAGAGGUAUAGCGUCAUGUUUGAGAAGCUCCUGUCGAAUGACUCGAGGCCCUCAUUGCUGGAGAGACGCCAGAGUCGACUCCAUAGAAGAAUAUCAGGUCUCGAGAGGAGUAACGGAGGGGAUGUGCCACCGCCCGAUCCUUCCCAGCUCUCGACACCAUCGACUCAUUUGACGAGAUCACUUUCCAUCCAGACCGGUUCCAAGCAGACACUAGGAGGCAACGGGAGCGAGGCAACUGUCACCUCUCUCCAACGACCGGGACCAAUUCAACGCUCCAUGACCGCCCCGCCAGGCGCCAUCUCCCCCCUCACCUCAGCUUUCUCACGAGGCCGAAAGGAUACCGUCGAAACUUUCCCGUCCUCUAUGGACUCUGUGGACGCCAACACAAUCUACAGCGAGAACUCCCUCCCUCCCACCCCCACCACCAUGACCACAUGCACAGACACGGAAUCUAUCGGUCGGGCCUUGGGGCAGCAAGAAUCAGCUUGGGAUAUGAUGACCUCGAAACCCGACACGAUCCCCUCCCCCCCGGAACAUGUGGAUGAAAGCGCGCCAGAGCCUUAUCCCCGUGUCAAGAGUGCCGAAGAUCUCGAACGACAGAUUGUCCAAGUGAGCGUGGCGAGGCAGGUUUCCGUGAGACGGGCCAAGAUGAGAGUCCACAAGGCCGUGGCCACGAAGCAGCCACUCCGCCCGAGACUGGUGGAAUUAGUGGGGAAUCGAAAGAGCACGGCUGGGGUGUUGGAGAGUGCGGCUGAUGAUGGGGAGAUUGAAGCGCUCCCUGAACAGUGA
Messenger RNA from Lecanosticta acicola, 1779 nucleotides. NCBI's taxonomy places the organism in Eukaryota, Fungi, Ascomycota, Dothideomycetes, Mycosphaerellales, Mycosphaerellaceae. The record is from the annotation of a GenBank genome assembly.